Molecule: messenger RNA, 2131 nt
Organism: Scophthalmus maximus (turbot)
Lineage: Eukaryota; Metazoa; Chordata; Actinopteri; Pleuronectiformes; Scophthalmidae
Gene: epm2a
Product: EPM2A glucan phosphatase, laforin
Exons: 4
Coding region: 151-1101 (316 amino acids)
Biological process (GO): protein dephosphorylation
Cellular component (GO): cytoplasm; nucleus
Molecular function (GO): protein tyrosine phosphatase activity; protein tyrosine/serine/threonine phosphatase activity; starch binding
Source: RefSeq, a predicted model, not a curated record
AGAAGACCCAGUUAUUUUUAGACAACUCCACACACUAUCAGCCGCACGAAAUAAAAAAGAAAAGAAAAUCCUUGCUGUAAUACCACAGCAUAUAAUAACCCAGGCCAGGCGUGCUGGAUAAACUGAGGAAAUUUUGUCCAGGCGCUGACAAUGUUAUUCAGGUUCGCAGUCAUCCUCACUCCGGACUCUUCGGACGAGGAGCUCUUUGUGCUGGGUUCGCGUGUGGAAAUGGGCCAGUGGGAUCCGAGCGGAGCGGUCCCGAUGAAAACCCCACAGAAGCUCGCGUCCGCGCGGGAACCGAGUCUGUGGGUCGGCGACGUGCAGCUGGCCGAGCCGUUCAAAGACCCGCUGUGGUUCAAGUUCGUCAAGAGAACCGGAGGCUCCUUUAUCUGGGAAGGUAGCGGUCCAAGCCAUGACAGGUGCUGUUCAUAUGAUGAGAGGAACAUGGUAGAUGGAGUGUACUGCCACCCAAUUGGCCACUGGAUAGAGGAAACGGGACACACGGAUGAGAUGAAGCACACCACCAGCUUUUACUUCAGUGUGGCUGGUCAGAAGGCCAUACAUUUUUCCAGGGUGCUCCCACGAAUCUGGCUCGGCAGCUGCCCUCGACAGGUCGAACAUGUGACAAUCAAGAUGAAGCACGAACUGGGCAUUACUGCAGUGAUGAACUUCCAGACAGAGGCGGACAUGGUGAACAACUCCUACGGCUGCAGACGCGACCCUGCGGAAGACGUGACCCCGGAGACCAUGAUGCACUUGUACAAAGACUGUGGCAUGGUGUACGUGUGGAUGCCCACACCUGACAUGAGCACUGAGGGUCGCAUCAGGAUGCUUCCUCAGGCUGUUUUCCUGCUUCAUGGUCUCUUGGAGAACGGUCACACCGUCUAUGUUCACUGCAACGCUGGAGUGGGCCGGUCGACGGCCGCCGUGUGUGGCCUGCUCAUGUACGUCCUCGGCUGGAGCCUGAGGAAGGUGCAGUACUUCGUCGCAGUCAGGAGACCAGUCGUGUUCAUAGAUCAGGACGCUUUAGUCCAAGCUCGGGCAGACUUCAUCCAGAAGUUUGGACAACUGAGACCAUCCAUCUCUUUCCUAGAGUCGUGAGAGUUAAGUGUCUUUGCACUUGUGUUUUCAAAUUGGAAGAAGAACUCCACUGGACUGGGCUUGGAAAUUAAACUAUAUACCCACUUGUACAUGUCCACAGGGGAGUUUUUCUUUUAGCUGUUUUUAUAAUAAUAUCAAUGAUUAGAGUUGGCAUUUUGAAGUUGUGACUUUUAGCCUAAGUGUUGAACAGCAGGAAUUGAGAGGAACACGCAGCAAACAAAAAAACCCACAACUAAUAUCAAUAUACUGAAAAGUGAUUGUAACAAACCCAGACACAUUGUGCAGGGUAAGAGAGAGGGAAGCGGAACUUUUCCCCCACUGUUAUUCCACAGUUUCUCCUAUUGCAUUAUUGUUUAUCAAAAGAAUAUACUUUUUAUUUCAGAGGGAAAGUUCUUUUGGCGAGUCUUAUUGUUGCAUGAAAUUGGCAGUCCUCGCCAAUGCAACAAAUCAAUUCCUUAAAAGGACAAUGCCUCCUCAUAUCUGUCAAACGGGUAUUCUGUUCCCAGACAUCGAAGAACACAGCUCCGCCCCCAUCUCUCUCUGAGUAGCAUUUCAUCUUUAUUUAUUUAUCCGACAGAUGCUAUUCUGAGCCAUCUCCUAAAUAACAAGAACAUCCCUGCCAGACCAUUUUAAUGCACACACAGAAAAAUAUUAUUGAAAUGCUGUUCCUCUGCCUAGACUCAUAAUGACAAUAUAUUGCGCGUUCAUUUUUUUCUAAGAUAGUGUUUUCGUUACCGCCUAGAGAGGAGGGAUGAUUCCUCUCCUCAAGCACGUCUUGCAGCUUCUCAUUACUUUGUAGCGAGUGCCUGCAGAAGACAGCAUCUUAAAAGGGUGUCAGUGGGGAUGGGUGGGAGGACUGAGCCAUGCAUAUGUGCUAGCGGAACCCAAAAUUGUGGAUUUCUAAACAUUCUAAAAAUACGCGCAAAACCUGGAUAUGAAAUAAGUGACGUGCUUUUUCGUUUUUCUAAAGAAGAAGCAGAAUAUGUACAGGUUUGAAAAAUAAAAGUGUCAGUCUAUACUUUACAAUGUG